Molecule: messenger RNA, 3141 nt
Organism: Nomascus leucogenys (northern white-cheeked gibbon)
Lineage: Eukaryota; Metazoa; Chordata; Mammalia; Primates; Hylobatidae
Gene: S1PR1
Product: sphingosine-1-phosphate receptor 1
Exons: 2
Coding region: 605-1753 (382 amino acids)
Biological process (GO): sphingosine-1-phosphate receptor signaling pathway; angiogenesis
Cellular component (GO): membrane
Molecular function (GO): sphingosine-1-phosphate receptor activity
Source: RefSeq, a predicted model, not a curated record
AUCUAAGCAAAAGAAAAGGGUGGGCAAAGUGCUAGUAAUGAGAUUUGAGGCCUCUGAGUCGACGCCCAAGUAGAACGUGAGAGAAGGGUGCCGGCUCCUGCUGGGCAGCUGCAGUUGCUCCGCAGCUCCGGGCCGAGAAUCUUCUCCUUUGGAAAUUCCGGAGCUGCCCAGGCGUUUUGAAUCUCUCAGGACUCAGCAGUAGCCCACCUCCUUAACGACGUCUCCAUUGGCCAGAAUCUGGGACACACAGCCUGACUUUGUGCUCAGCUGAGGGAAACCCCUCGCCCAACACCAAAACCGGCGCUGGCUCAUUUCUCUGUGCACUCCGGGAAAGCCACUGCCCCUCAGGCCGCAGUUUCGAGGAGCACCACGAUCUGGGGUGGCAGGGGGAGUACAGGAACCUCCCGGUCCAUUCUCCCUCCCGGGCUGCUUCUCUCCCCCGCUGCGGUUUCUGAGGCCCUCUCCAGCCAAGGAAAAGCUACACAAAAAGCCUGGAUCACUCAUCGAACCACCCCUGCAGCCAGUGAAGGCUCUCUCGCCUCGCCCUCUAGCGUUCGUCUGGAGUAGCGCCACCCCGGCUUCCUGGGGACACAGGAUUGGCACUAUGGGGUCCACCAGCGUCCCGCUGGUCAAGGCCCACCGCAGCUCGGUCUCUGACUACGUCAACUAUGAUAUCAUCGUCCGGCAUUACAACUACACAGGAAAGCUGAAUAUCAGCGCGGACAAGGAGAACAGCAUUAAACUGACCUCGGUGGUGUUCAUUCUCAUCUGCUGCUUUAUCAUCCUGGAGAACAUCUUUGUCUUGCUGACCAUUUGGAAAACCAAGAAAUUCCACCGACCCAUGUACUAUUUUAUUGGCAAUCUGGCCCUCUCAGACCUGUUGGCAGGAGUAGCCUACACAGCUAACCUGCUCUUGUCUGGGGCCACCACCUACAAGCUCACUCCCGCCCAGUGGUUUCUGCGGGAAGGGAGUAUGUUUGUGGCCCUGUCAGCCUCCGUGUUCAGUCUCCUCGCCAUCGCCAUUGAGCGCUAUAUCACAAUGCUGAAAAUGAAACUCCACAACGGGAGCAAUAACUUCCGCCUCUUCCUGCUGAUCAGCGCCUGCUGGGUCAUCUCCCUCAUCCUGGGUGGCCUGCCCAUCAUGGGCUGGAACUGCAUCAGUGCGCUGUCCAGCUGCUCCACCGUGCUGCCGCUCUACCACAAGCACUAUAUCCUCUUCUGCACCACGGUCUUCACUCUGCUUCUGCUCUCCAUCGUCAUUCUGUACUGCAGGAUCUACUCCUUGGUCAGGACUCGAAGCCGCCGCCUGACUUUCCGCAAGAACAUUUCCAAGGCCAGUCGCAGCUCUGAGAAGUCGCUGGCGCUGCUCAAGACCGUAAUUAUCGUCCUGAGCGUCUUCAUCGCCUGCUGGGCACCGCUCUUCAUCCUGCUCCUGCUGGAUGUGGGCUGCAAGGUGAAGACCUGCGACAUCCUCUUCAGAGCGGAGUACUUCCUGGUGUUAGCUGUGCUCAACUCCGGCACCAACCCCAUCAUUUACACUCUGACCAACAAGGAGAUGCGUCGGGCCUUCAUCCGGAUCAUGUCCUGCUGCAAGUGCCCGAGCGGAGACUCUGCUGGCAAAUUCAAGCGACCCAUCAUCGCCGGCAUGGAAUUCAGCCGCAGCAAAUCGGACAAUUCCUCCCACCCCCAGAAGGACGAUGGGGACAACCCAGAGACCAUUAUGUCUUCUGGAAACGUCAACUCUUCUUCCUAGAACUGGAAGCUGUCCACCCACCGGAAGCGCUCUUUACUUGGUUGCUCGCCACCCCAGUGUUUGGAAAAAAAUCUCUGGGCUUCGACUGCUGCCAGGGAGGAGCUGCUGCAAGCCAGAGGGAGGAAGGGGGAGAAUCCGAACAGCCUGGUGGUGUCGGGUGUUGGUGGGUAGAGUUAGUUCCUGUGAACAAUGCACUGGGAAGGGUGGAGAUCAGGUCCCGGCCUGGAAUAUAUUUCCUCCCCCCCUGGAGCUUUGAUUUUGCACUGAGCCAAAGGUCUAGCAUUGUCAAGCUCCUAAAGGGUUCAUUUGGCCCCUCCUCAAAGACUAAUGUCCCCAUGUGAAAGCGUCUCUUUGUCUGGAGCUUUGAGGAGAUGUUUUCCUUCACUUUAGUUUCAAACCCAAGUGAGUGUGUGCACUUCUGCUUCUUUAGGGAUGCCCUGUGCAUCCCACACCCCACCCUCCCUUCCCUUCAUACCCCUCCUCAAAGUUCUUUUACUUUAUACUUUAACUACCUGAGAGUUAUCAGAGCUGGGGUUGUGGAAUGAUCGAUCAUCUAUAGCAAAUAGGCUAUGUUGAGUACGUAGGCUGUGGGAAGCUGAAGAUGGUUUGGAGGUGUAAAACAAUGUCCUUCGCUGAGGCCAAAGUUUCCAUGUAAGCGGGAUCCGUUUUUUGGAAUUUGGUUGAAGUCACUUUGAUUUCUUUAAAAAACAUCUUUUCAAUGAAAUGUGUUACCAUUUCAUAUCCAUUGAAGCCGAAAUCUGCAUAAGGAAGCCCACUUUAUCUAAAUGAUAUUAGCCAGGAUACUUGGUGUCCUAGGAGAAACAGACAAGCAAAACAAAGUGAAAACUGAAUGGAUUAACUUUUGCAAACCAAGGGAGAUUUCUUAGCAAAUGAGUCUAACAAAUAUGACACCUGUCUUUGGCACUUUUGUUGAUGUUUAUUUCAGAAUGUUGUGUGAUUCAUUUCAAGCAACAGCAUGGUUGUAUUUUGUUGUGUUAAAAGUACUUUUCAUGAUUUUUGAAUGUAUUUGUUUCAGCAGAGGUCAUUUCAUUGGAUUUUUCUAACCUGUGUUAACACCAUUGAAUGUGUAUUUCUUAAGAAAAUACCACCCUCUUGUGCCCUUAAAAGCAUUACUUUAACUGGUAGGGAACACCAGAAACUUUUCAGUCCAGCUGUUCAUUAGAUAGUAAUUGAGAUAUGUAUAAAUAUUACAAAGAAUAAAAAUAUAUUACUGUCUCUUUAGUAUGGUUUUCAGUGCAAUUAAACCAAGGGAUGUCUUGUUUUUUUUUUUUAAAAAAAUAGUAUUUAAUAGGUUUCUGACUUUUGUGGAUCAUUUUGCACAUAGCUUUAUCAACUUUUAAACAUUAAUAAACUGAUUUUUUUAAAGA